Molecule: messenger RNA, 5454 nt
Organism: Heterocephalus glaber (naked mole-rat)
Lineage: Eukaryota; Metazoa; Chordata; Mammalia; Rodentia; Bathyergidae
Source: RefSeq, a predicted model, not a curated record
AUGGGGGCCGGCGGGGACCGCACGCGCUGCAGGCGGCCGGGUUGCGGGCUGGCGCCGGCCGGGGCCGCAGCGUUGCUGGCCGGGGCGAGCUGCCUGUGCUUCUGCCGCUCUCUGCGCGGCGAGUUCGUGCACGACGACGUGUGGGCCAUCGUGCACAACCCCGACGUGCGUCCCGGCGCGCCCCUGCGCUGGGGCGUCUUCGCCAACGACUUCUGGGGCAAGGGCAUGGCCGAGAACACCAGCCACAAGUCCUACCGGCCGCUGUGCGUCCUCACCUUCAAGCUCAACAUCCUGUUGACUGGCAUGGACCCGUUCUACUUCCAUGCAGUGAAUGUGAUCCUACACUGCCUGGUGACACUUGUGCUGAUGUACACCUGUGAUAAAGCUGUCUUCAGGAGCCGGGGGCUGGCCUUCGCCACGGCCUUGCUGUUCGCCGUGCACCCUGUCCACACUGAGGCGGUGGCUGGGAUUGUUGGCAGAGCUGACGUGUUGGCAUGUCUCCUAUUUCUGCUGGCCUUUCUAUCCUACAGCAGGGGUCUGGACCAGUGUGGCACUGGGGGCCGGCUCCCUCCCUCGGCUUCACCCUUCUUCCUGUUGCUCAGUUUGGUUCUGGGGACCUGUGCGAUGCUGGUGAAGGAGACCGGUGUCACCGUGUUCGGAGUGUGCUUGGUUUAUGACUUCUUUUCCCUCCCCCACAAGCAGGACAAAUUGAGCAAUGGGGCCCUCCAUCAGCGUGGCCCACAGCGCCCUGGGAGCCUCCAGCUGGCCUCCCCUCUGGCCCACCCUCAGCGGGAGAACGGGAAGCAGCAGAUCCCCCACAGAGGAGCUUGGGGUGGCUGCCACCCUGGACUGCCACAGGAGCCCAAGAGCAGUGGCAUCCCAGUGUCUCCGCGAGCCGUGUGGUCCCUCAUGAGGUCUCUGACAGCAAGCAGCGAUAGGAAUUGCCUGCUUACCAUGAGGCCAUUUUUUAAAAGGGCCAUUUUGGUUGUAAGUUAUGUCAUUAUCAUUUUGUACUUCCGUCUGUGGAUAAUGGGAGGAUCUAUGCCCCUCUUUUCAGAGCAGGAUAAUCCAGCUUCGUUUUCGCCUUAUAUUCUUACAAGAUUCCUUACUUAUUCCUACCUCUUGGCCUUCAACGUGUGGCUUCUGCUUGCACCUGUUACCCUGUGCUACGACUGGCAGGUUGGCAGUAUUCCUCUGGUGGAGACCAUAUGGGACACGAGGAACUUAGCCACUGUCUUUCUGGCGGUCGUGAUGGCCUUACUGAGCCUGCACUGCCUAGCUGCCCUAAAGGCCUGUUCUCUGGCUCUCUGGAAGGGAACAGCCCACAGCCCACGUUGGAUGAUUUGGACAGAGAGGAGACCUAUUUUCAUGAACACUGACCUGCACACUGCCGGCCAGAGUAGGCUGGAGCACAAGGAAGUCCUCGUGGGCUUGUUGUUCCUGGUGUUCCCGUUCAUUCCCGCCAGCAACCUCUUCUUCAGGGUGGGCUUUGUGGUGGCCGAGAGAGUCCUUUACAUGCCUAGCAUGGGCUACUGCAUCCUCUUCGUGCAUGGACUAAGCAGGCUCUGCACGUGGCUGAACCGCUGCGGCGCCACCACCCUGAUUGCAUCCACGGUGUUGCUGCUGCUACUCUUCUCUUGGAAAACUGUGAAACAGAACGAAGUCUGGCUGUCGAGGGAGGCCCUGUUCAGGUCUGGAGUUGAGACUCUGCCCCACAAUGCCAAGGUUCACUACAACUAUGCCAACUUCCUGAAGGACCAGGGCCGGAACAGGGAAGCGAUCUACCACUACAGGACUGCGCUCAAGUUGUACCCACGCCACGCGAGUGCCCUGAAUAACCUGGGAACGCUGAUGAGAGACACGGCCGAGGCAAAGCGCUACUACCAGCGGGCCCUGCAGCUCCAUCCAAAGCACAGCCGUGCGCUCUUCAACCUCGGGAACCUCCUGAAGUCCCAGGAGAAAAAAGAAGAAGCUGUUGCCCUUUUGAAGGAGUCCAUUAAAUAUGGUCCAGAAUUUGCAGAUGCAUAUUCAAGUUUAGCUUCAUUAUUGGCAGAGCAGGAAAGAUUUAAGGAAGCUGAAGAAAUAUACCAGGCUGGUAUAAAGAACUGCCCAGACAGCUCAGAUUUACACAACAACUAUGGAGUCUUCUUAGUUGAUUCUGGGUCCCCUGAGAAGGCCGCAGCCCAUUACCAGCAGGCUGUCAUCCUCAGCCCUCAUCACCACGUGGCCAUGGUGAACCUGGGCAGACUCUACAGGUCGCUGGGUGAGAAUGACAUGGCUGAAGAAUGGUACAAACGAGCCCUGCAGGUGGCCCGUGAAGCUGAGACCCUGUCUCCCUUGGGAGCACUCUACUACAACACCGGCCGCUAUGAGGAGGCACUACAGGUGUACCACGAGGCUGUGGCACUCCAGCCCUUGCAGAGGGAGCUGCGUCUGGCACUGGCACAGGUUUUGGCAGUGAUGGGCCAGACCAAAGAAGCUGAGAAGAUGACCGAGCACAUCGUAUCAGAGGGGGCCGAGUGCCUGGAGUGCUACCGCCUCCUGUCGGCCAUCUACAGCAAGCAGCAGGACCACGACAAGGCGCUCCAUGCCAUAGACAAGGCGCUCCAGCUGAAACCAAAGGACCCAAAAGUUGUAUCAGAACUUUUUUUCACAAAAGGCAACCAACUAAGGGAGCAAAACCUUCUUGAUAAAGCUUUUGAGAGCUACAACGCAGCUGUGGCUCUCAACCCAGAGCAGGCACAGGCCUGGAUGAACAUGGGUGGGAUCCAGCAUAUCAAGGGAAAGUACAUGUCUGCCAGAGCUUAUUACGAGAGAGCCUUGCAGCUGGUUCCAGACAGCAAGCUGCUGAAGGAAAAUCUCGCCAAAUUAGAUCGCCUAGAAAAGCGGUUACAGGAAGUUCGAGAAAAAGAUCAGACAUAGCGCUGCCCAGCCCAGUCUUAUAGGACCGUGGUGGUGGCUCCAGAAGAGGAUAGAGUGACAGAGGCCUGGCUGUCGCAUCCACAGGGCACAGUGCCAUGUUCAGGGUGGCACAUCCUGGGACAUCUGCUGGCCUCCCUGUGUUAAAGACUGCAUUGUCUUGAAAAAAAGAAAAACAGCAAGUCCAGCAGGAAGUUCUGAGAGGGGCAAAAGGCAGCAACUACACAUUUUAUAGAUUUUUGUUCAGUCUGACUCCCCAUUUCGCUCGAUACAUUUCUAUGCUUUUGCAUCCUGGAGACCUAAUUCCAUUUCUUCCUUAGACUUUGAUGUCCCAGAAAUACAGAAGUAUUGAAAUGCUGUAAAGGAGAGGAUCUAUUCUUCAUGGGAUGAGCUGUUUCAAAGAGGAUAAAUCCUCUAGGGAAGCCGUUUGGGAAUGUGUACCAAGUGGAGGUUCAGGAAUGACUUUUGGAGAACCAUACAGACUGUAUGAGAAAAAGGGCUAUUGUUGAGUGAGCUUUAUCUGAGAUCUUCCUAAGGAUGCUACUAGAGACCUUUUGAGGAGUAAAUUAAAUUCCGCUCUGGUGUGAGUUUUUCCAUUGCCUAAUACAUCAAAAAGGAAGCUUCUGGAGUUAUAUAUGGGUAUCUUUAUCCCAGCACGAAAAUCAAGAGCUUGAUGCCCCUAAUAUUUUAAAUCAUAGGUUUUGUUACAAAUAUUACUGGAGUAGUGGUUCUACUUGAAAAUUUCAAAAGUGCAUUUAAAAUCAUAAAUGUUCCCAUCUUCAAAUAUAUUAUUAUUUUGGUGGAGAAAAAUAGUAUAUUCUACAUAGAAAAUAUUAAAGAUAUUAACUAAGAGAAAUGUCCUACUUUGUUAUCUUAAUGUUUAAAUAUCAUGAAUUUAUUAUAUUUUGAAAAUAUAUUUGAACUGAGAAACCUACAAUAUAUAACAAACUCUUCAUAGACUAACUAGAGGGAAAGAGAGCUCUAUUUAUUUGUCUUCCUAGGCUUAGUGAGAAUUCUGUACUUAAAACAUACAUGAUCAAGACCUGGUAUUUGUCCUGUAUUUGUAAUUUUGGAGAUUUCAUAGAGAAUACUCUAAAAACCUAAGGAAGUCUAAAUUCAUAAUUUUAAAUAUAUAUAUUUGUAUUUAAAGGAUAAGGAAGGCAAAGUUAAACUCACAAUUUGGCAUUUAUUUUUAGGUUAUUUAUUUCAUAACUUAUAAAAUAUUUAAUAUAUACGUACUUCUUUUUUCUCUGUACAUAGUGGUUUUAAUAGCAGCUUCCAGAACUGAGCAUGUAAAAUACAAAUCUAAAUUACAAAACAGUUCAGCUUUAACAGUCCCUAAAAAAAUUGUAUUAUUUGCCGCUAACGUUAACAGAAUUCGGGAUCAGCCUUCAGUGUUUAGGUGGCGGUAUGUUUUGGAAGAGAAGUUGGAAGGCCUAGUUCUGACUUGGUCAUUAUCAUUAAAAACAGAAACACCCCAAGUGGGUGGCUGGCCGUGGUACUGAGCAGGUGUUGCAGAGGUGGUGGCCGCAGGCUGCUCAGGCAGGAUAGAGUGAACCUUCUCCCCUCACACCCCAAGGUCAGGAAUGUUUCUCUCUGUGUUACUCUUUUGGGUUUUGUUUUUGAUUUUUUGGUACUGAGGAUCAAACUCGGGACCUUGUGCUUACGAGGCAGGCGGCGGAACCACUGAGCUAAAUCCCUAGCCCUGUGUUACUCUUGUUAAAGGGAAGCCCAUGUUCAUGGAGGAAAACUUCUUUGGGAAAGAAUGGUAGGGGGAAUGUUUUAAAUACAAACAGUGGCAGACUUUUGAGGUAGCAUGUAUCCAUUUCUCUGUGUUAAUAACCCAAUAGCGUAUAUGUAUUACCAUGAUGACCUUCUGUUUCUAAGUCUUUCAGUCUUGUAGACCACAGAUUUAUCCAAAAUCUUAUUUUCUUCUCCCUCAAAUUAUAAUUCUAAGGCCACAACCAAAAAAAUGUAUUAUAGCAUUUAUUGUCAAGUAACCCUCUACCCCUAAAUUUACAAACAGGAAGCCCUCGCUACAAACAUUCAUUAUCUAGGAUAUUUAUCACAGCUUUUCACAGUAGUCUGAAAUUAAAACUCAUGUUUUGGAAAUUAAUGGAAAAGAUUGAGCCCCAAAUUCUGAAGUAAUUAUGCCUUACUUGUAGUGCUAAGAAAAGUUAUGAGUAUAUAUUUGAUGGACAAUUAAAGUGGCAAUUACGGCCUAAAUGUUUCUGAGGGGAAAAGAGUCAUGUGGCCUGCAGGAGACUUUCCUAGGCUGCCUGAGGUUCCCGCCCUACCCAUCUGUCUCUGUCUGCCUCUUUCUUCUCUGCCCCCCCCCCAUUCUCCGUCUCUUCUGUCACCACACACCAGCAUCUCCUUGAAUGUUAAAAGUAAGCUUUGUUUAAAAAGGGAAAAGAAAGUAACAUUGUUGGAUCAGAUAUUUUUAUCCUUCACCGAAAUGAAGCCAGUGAAAUAGUUUUUUCAGUUGAAAUGGUGUCUAUAACAAAAUAAAUCUCACUCUAUUUUUCAAAAACA